Molecule: messenger RNA, 982 nt
Organism: Clarias gariepinus (North African catfish)
Lineage: Eukaryota; Metazoa; Chordata; Actinopteri; Siluriformes; Clariidae
Gene: nrn1la
Product: neuritin 1-like a
Exons: 3
Coding region: 118-609 (163 amino acids)
Biological process (GO): nervous system development; neuron projection extension
Cellular component (GO): plasma membrane
Source: RefSeq, a predicted model, not a curated record
GCGGCUGCAGGUGGCGCGGGAAAACUCUGCGCUCCGUUAAAACACCAAUUCAAACCCGCAGUCGGUGUGUGUGUGUGUGUGCGCGCGUGUUUCCUCUCUCUUCAGGAUCUUUUCAGAAUGACAUCCCUGGGUAACGUCUGCUUCCUCGUGCCUGUUGCUUUCCAUCUCUUGUUGGUGCCCAGCUUCAGCUCCAUGGCAGCUGCUAGAAGGUGUAGCUCCAUCUACAAGGGCUUUGCCCAGUGUCUUCUGGCCCUGGGGGACAGCUUGUCUGUCAGCAGCCAAAGAGAAGAGGACAUGCAUGAGAUCGACUCAGUCUGCAGAUCAUGGGAUGAUUUUCAUGACUGUGCAAACUUGGCCAUGGCUGGCUGCCCUGAUGAAGCCGCUGCUGUGUGGGAGUCCCUGAGACAAGAGUCGAAAAAGAUGCAAUUUGCAGGUAACCUGUACGAAAUGUGCUCUGGUCGCAGCCAAUCGGCAGCUGACACAGGGGACCGGAACCCAGAUGAGACCAAUCAAGAGUCUCUAAAAGGAAAGACCAGUCAUUUAAGCAUAGGCCAAGGCCUCCUUCUCCCCACAUGCUUGUGUUUAUUUUUCCUCUACUUUUGGAUAUAAACCAAGACAUACUGUUUCAAGAGGCGUGCAGUGGAAUGUAAUUUAUUACCGAUGGACUGACGUGUGAUGUUGACAUUUCCUAAAAAGUAACAACUUGUAAAUAACACUUCUUUUUUUUUCUGUAAAAAAAAAAAAAAAAGCAUGAUUUUGAACAAAAAUCUACACAUGUAUAGUGCCCUUUAGAAUUAUUGGCACAUUCAUGAAAAUAAGCAAAAAAGAAUGUAUAACAAGAAUAGCACAUGCAAUAAGUGAUCUACAGUAUGGAGUUAAAACAUUAAAGGGCAUUGUGUAGUUUUAUUUAAACAUGCUUGUUUGUUUUUUUGUUUUUGUUUUUUUCAAACACAGUAGUGCAAUAUUUUUCUACAAGACAUUG